AACGAUUGAAAUACACGUCAGUGUUUGACAGGAAGAACUGGUUUGUGAACACGUUGAAAAGAUCAUCAUGUUUCGUCGUUUAUCUAGAUUCCAGACAGAGAUGUGACGGAAAAUGAGUAAAUUUAGUGUUAGUUUGAAGAUUCUCGUCGCCGUUUUAUGUUUUCAAAGCGUAAUCCCUCUACAAGCAGGGGAGAGCACUGAUGGCUCUGUGUCACUCAGCACUGGUGUUGAGACAGAUGGAAGUGAGUCGGUCAUUCUACAGGCCAGCACCCACAGCAGUGUCACAGUGUCCCAACACGUGUCAGACAGUAUGAAAGAGCCUGAAUCAACUAGUGCGCUUGUGCAGCCAAGUGUGGUGAUUACUGCUGAGAGUCCAUCCCCGCUGGAGGAGGCUGUCACUGUGGCAGCCACUACAGUGGACAGCAAUGGUGCAGUAGUAGUCAGUGAGAAGGUGAAUGACCCCAGUGACCAGAGGGAACCUCAAACACAGAAUGGUCAAGAUCAUCUCCAAACAGAUACCAUGGUGAAUAACAUUAUGUCCACGGAGUCUGAGAAGGAGCAGCCGGCUAGUCAGACUCCAGAUGAUGCUCAACAAAAGCAGCUUGCUGACCAACCUUCAGCAGUGACAAGUAAUGAGACACUUCGGCGAUACAAGCAAAGAUGAAACAACGCCCCUGUCGGAAGAAAGUACCACUGUACCACUGUCGCAGCCUGAAGCUAGUGUGGACGUUGGUGAACUGAGUGGUGGCAGCAAGGUUGACAUCAGGGACAAGGCAGCCACUGAUCACCAACAGGACUUCCAGUCCUACACUGAGUGGAGACAGAAGGUUUUGGAGGAAGAACAAAAGUCAAAACAGGACAACACAAUUCCUGUGGUGCCGAUGCCCGUACCUUUAAAAUCCAAGCAACGUAUCAACUUUUCCUCCAAGAACUGUGGGGCUAAGGUAUUGGCAUCUAAUCAGGAGGCUGAAAAUGUGCAGGGAGUCCUCACUGGGAACAAAGAUGACUACAUGCUCAAUCCAUGCAGUGCUCAGAAAAAAUGGUUUGCCAUAGAACUGUGUGAACCCAUUCAAGUUAAAACAGUGGAAAUUGCAAGCUUAGAGCUGUUUUCUUCUCAGCCGAAGACAUUUCGAGUGUCCUUGAGUGACAGGUUCCCAGCCAAAGAUUGGCGGGAGUUGGGGGAGUAUGAAGCGACACAGGAGAAGACAGCACAGGCCUUUCAGGUGGACGACCAGCAGUUUGUCAAGUUUGUCAAGGUGGAGCUGCUCAGUCACUACAACAAUGAACACUUCUGCCCUGUUACCUUGUUCAGAGUGUUUGGCGUACCGAUGGCAGAUGAUGAUGAUGACAACCCCGAGAGCAUAGAAUCAACCAAUUCAGAGGAGGAAACUGUGAUCCUUCAGGAUGGAGAUGAAGAUGAGGCCAAGGACAACUCAAGGAACCUGUUUAUGAGUGCAAAGGACACAGUUAUGAACUUGGUAAAGAAGGUAUUGAAUGUGGAUGAGGCUGAGCAGAGCACAACCGGAAAACCCCCAAGUGAGAAAGAUGUUGGAUUGAACUACUCUCAUGAUGGCCUCCUGCUACCCUGCGUGCCAGAAGAAGACGGCAAAGUUAGUGAGGUGAAGUUGAAGAGUGAUGCAGAUGUUCCCACAGUGGCAGUCCCUCAACCCAGCAUCCAGCCAGGACCAGCAGAUACUCCAAUUGUAACCAAACUUCAAGAUGAUGAGCAGAUACCUAGUGAGCACAGUGGAAAUGAGGAGCUGGUGACGUUACUGUCAUCACAGUAUCCAGGAUCUGUGGAGAUAUGUUCAACACCUUCACAGCAGAACAAGACAAGCCCUCACCGUAUGUUCUGCUCCUAUAUUCAGACAAUGCUAAGUAACAAGAUCACACAGACAUGUUCAUCACAUCCUGAGCCAACUUUGGUCUCCUCCAAACACAAGGCAGUCCCUUCCCCAAGGACUCCUUCAGACACUAACAGCAAGCAUGAAACAGAUAUAACUGGUUCACACAGUUUAAAGGAUGAGAGUCCAGAGCUUCACACAUUGCACAGAUCAGCAGAUACAGUGGUCAGUCUGAGUCUGCAGGAAACAAGGGCAGAUGAUAGGGACAGGUCUGCAUCUGCACCUCAUGAGGUAUCUACUGUUGAUGAUCGUGAGAGGUCUGUACAGGACACAACAGAUUCAUUGUUGGACUCAACGCAGACACAGACAAUGACAGAAUAUGUUACAGUGAGCCUUGAAGCUGAGCAGGCUGCCACCAAGCCUGCUGAUUCCAGCCCCUCAGUAAGUAGCAGCCAGCCGGAGAGUGAGGCAGUGACUCACCUCAAGCCCAGCAGCACCCCAUCUUUUGUGGAAGAUGCCCACAAGCUCACUCAGACCCCAGUGCUAGAAACACAACAGCCUUGGACAGGUGGGACACAAGCAGAAGACCUGGGGAAAACCUCACUCAGCAGUAAAGUGUCUCCAUCUCCAGCUGUCUCCAGCAGUGUGGACACCCUGCCCACCAAAGUUAUAGCUACAAUGGUGGAAGAGGUGGAGGACCACAAGGAUAGCUCUAGUCAAGAGGUUGAUGCCACAGAGAGUGUUGUUAAAGCAGAGAAUAUCACAGCUAACAAAGACAAACCUCUCGACCUCAUGCAGGUUCCAUUAGCUCCUGUAGCCAAGAGGGAAACUGCUAUUAUGAGGCUCACUAACCGAAUAAAGUCUCUUGAACUGAAUGUCUCUCUCAGCAGCAGGUUUUUAGAUGAGUUGAGCCAUCGCUUUAAGAAACAGUCUGAGGAAAUGAUGAGACUACUGAAUAAAACAACUGCACAUUUUAACAAUGUGACGGACAGGUCCGAAUUAAAGGUUACACUACAACAGGAGCAGUUAGAACAACUGGAAUCACGUGUGGAAAACCUGACUGCCCUCAUGACCGACUUGUUCAUGAGCAUGGAGGAUCUGAACAACAAGAUUACAGACAGACAGCUUGUUUGGACAACAGUAGAGUUUCUUCUGCUGGCAGUUGUAUGUGUUGUUUGUCUACGGCGCGGCAGGUCUCCGAGCAUACAUCCAGAUGUUCGCCACUUGCUGGAGAUGAUGCCCAGCCAUCCCAAUCACACUGGCAACAUGCGUCGGAACUCUGUGGGUGCCGUUGGCCAUGUUCUACCUGCAACACCAAUAAGAAAACAAGCCAGUGAAUCUGCACUUGUUGCGGCUAUUGCAAGUGAACGUAAUCCAAGUUUUGAGAUUGUGGAACAGGGGAAUUCACUUCUUAGUCAACAGCCAGUGCAGAAGGAUGGUAACAAGAAAAGAAGAAGAAAAAGCAUAAAAAUCUGGAAGCUAAAUCAUCAACAGAGGCAGUAUCUCCAGAUGGCUCAGAGUCUCUGUCUGCAACACAACUCACAGAGAGUGCAGGAUUGUUGUUUGGAGCAGAUGCAGUGACUGUACUCACAGGUGUACCCGAUCCUUCGUGCACUAUUGCCAAAACAAAAGAUGAGAAAUCCACUUCUGAAAGGACAAGCACCAAGAGUCUUCCAACUCAUAGCAGGCAAAGUUCACAAUCUUUUAUUGAAAUCCAUAAGAAUCCAGCUAAAGUGACUGUCCUUCCAAAGAAGUUAUCACUGCCCAACAGUGGUAGCAUAGCCUCCCAGUGUGUGAGUCUCAUGGCCACACAUAGCUGUCCUCCACCAGGUGGACUCAAGGCAGACCCUCCAAAGCUGUCUGCAGGUGCCACUUUGCAGACAGCCGAUAGAGUUCUUACUGGUAUGCAGGCAAAGACUCUGGCUAAUGGUGCCAUGUCUGACAGCAAGCCCAUGAGUGGAAGGACAUCAGCUCACAUGUGGAAGUCCACAGGCCAACACAUGCCUCUGCCUCCACCACCGCCACCCCCACCCCCAUCACCACCACCACGAGGUGGCACGCACUACCCAGUUCUGAAGGGAACCAAAUCCAACCUGAAGCAGAAGGGCUGGAGUUUCAAGAAAUCCAUUGGCUUUGAAUAACUUAUAUAUGUAGUAUAUGCUUAAUACUUCUACAAAAUAUGUGAUUUGAGGGCCUGACUUUACUUGUUACUGAAUUAUGGUGGUGCAUAUAUUUAUUGAAUGAAAAACUUGCUUGAAUUUGUGACAAAGAAUAGUGCUAUCUGCAUUUUUUGCCAGUUUUGGAAAUCUUUAGGUAACAAUGAUUAUUUGCUGAAAGAGAUUAUAUUCUGUAUUUGUCCUCCACCCUUUGCCGUCCAAGGAAAAUGUUACUUCCAAUCUUGUAUUUAUGUGUCAUGUCCUUGAGCUACUUGAGUUGCUUUUUUUUUUAAUCAAAUGUUUUGUUUAGGAAAGAGUUGAUUGUGUUACAUAUUUACUGACAAGAACAAACCAUUGGGCAGUUAGCCUAAGAUGAAACCAUCAGUCACAGUUGAGAUCAUGUCAAGAUGUAUGAAAAGCUAUAUUCAAACAGGUACUAAGUAUUCAUACUCAAAUCGGGUAUUAAUUUCAGGGCAUUUUAAGUUGAAGUCCAUGAUGUUUUAGCUGCACAAAUUCAUUAUCUGACAUCAAUAUGAUUAUUCACAUGAAGUUUACUUACGUUAGUAGAUUUGGAUGUCCAGCAUGUUAGUAGAUUUGGAUGUCCAGCAUGAAAUCUCUAAGUCAACUUAAAGUCAUGUGACCAGACUGUUCUUCAGAUGAUCGUACCAGCAGCUUACUGGUCGUGAUGUCAGAAAGUUGUUCUAUUGGUAUCAAAAUGUAGGUGGAUCUUCCCAUCUAAGGGGGACGGUGGGGUAGCCUAAUGGUUAAGGUGUUAGCUUGUCACACCAAAGACCCCGGGUUUGAUUCCUCACAUGGGUACAAUGUGUGAAGCUCAUUUCUGGUGCUGUGAUAUUGCUGGAAUAUUGCUGAAAGCGGCGUAAAACUAUACUCAGUCAGUCCAAUCAAAGGUUAAAGACUAAAGUUAAAGUAAACAUGCAAUGGCUAUGUGCCAAAUCAUAAUAAUAAUUGAAAUAUAUAAGCUCUCUAAUGAAGGCAUUGCUUUCCAAAUGACAAAGGUCAAGGUCAUGCAAACAAUGAGUGUUAUGUUGUACCUAUAUCCCUCUGUGCAUGGGUACAAUCAAUGACUGGAUCACUCAGGAUGUAGUGAAAGCUGUUGGUGUCUCUAGGUCAGGACUAUUACUCAUGUUGUUUUGGGUUCAGGUCUGGUGAUUUAGAAGCCCAUGGGAGGAUCUGUAGAAGUUCCUUAGGACUGCUGCUGUUACUAUAAGUGUGUUGGGUCCAGCAACUAUUUUGUGGAAACAUGAUGAAGAAUUUCUUCACAUUUAGUGAUGGAAUGUUAUGCUGCCUUUCGCAAAUCUGCCCAAUCUGUUGACUUCACUCAUGAGCAAUACAUUCAUUGGGACGUUGGUACACCCCCGCUUUCAUCAUGAUACAGCAUUACCCUGACUUAACCCUAAACCAAACAGUUCCCCAACACUGGUUAGUCUAUGCUCUGUGUGCUUGACAACACUGAAGCCAUAGUUGAAGAUGUUGUCAGAAUAUCACCUCUGACAGGCCAUCAAGCUGCGAUGUCGUUCUCAAUCACAGAAGAGCUGCCAUUGUAGAAGAUGCUGUUUUACAUCUUUGUCACCUGUGUAAAUGCUUAUUCAGCAGUCAUGGGCAACAAUUGUCACAAACUGGUCAGGCACUUGAAGUACGAUACUGGGCAUCAAUCCCCUAGUUUUCGGUAUUGUUAUAUUUGGGUUAUAUCAGAGACCAUGGUCUCUUGUUAUAUCCAUGCUCCAAUUUGGUGAUUCCAAUAAAAUUAUUAGUGUGGUGCUAAACAACAUGUUCAUAUAUUGCUAAUGUCUCUCAUGUAUACAUAUAUGGAGAAAAAUAAUAGUCCAGAAGUCUCUUUCAUGUAUACAUAUAUGGAGAAAGAUAAAGGUCCAGAGGUCUCUUUCAUUUACUCUACCCAGAUUCUCUAUUGUGAUUUUCUAGAGUUUGUGAAGACAUAUCACAUUAGUAUCAUCUGUGUUACUACUUUCAGAGAAAAUGUUCAUUAACUUGCUUCAUAAUAGGAAAAUAAGUGCAAUGAAUGUUAGAACUAUGUUACAGUGAACUGUAGACAAUCAAGUGAAGGCCAGACAAACCUUGGACAAAACAUCAGUAGUGGUCCACACAAUAAGUCAAACAACCAGACCGUCUGACCUAUGGUUUGAUAAUAUAAUGGGGACCUAUUCUGAAUAGGAUGAUUGUAAACAGUUACAAAAUGUGUAAGGUAAUGUAAUUUUAUAUUUAUAAGAAAUUGUAAAUCUUUUCUUAGAAAGGAAUAUUGCACAAAUGAAUAUUACUUUUAAUUACUUGAUUUAAGUUUAAAGUAAUGUUAAUCUUUAAGAACUGUCUGUCAGUCUGCUUGGCACAAAAGUAUUGUUAAGGUGACAGUGAAAUUGAGGUGGAAUAUCUAGAUACUUGCACAUAGUCUCUGUAAGUUUUAAUUGGGUUGAUUUUACGUUUAUAACAUGAAUCUUAACAGGAAAAUCAGUUUUAUUUUGUAAAAGUAACACAGGAAAUCA
Messenger RNA from Haliotis rubra (blacklip abalone), 6516 nucleotides. RefSeq names its product SUN domain-containing ossification factor-like. The transcript has 17 exons. The coding region runs from base 633 to 3425 and encodes 930 amino acids. The record is from RefSeq and is a predicted model, not a curated record. Gene Ontology annotation, biological process: protein folding in endoplasmic reticulum. Gene Ontology annotation, cellular component: cytoplasm; membrane. Lineage: Eukaryota; Metazoa; Mollusca; Gastropoda; Lepetellida; Haliotidae.